This is a messenger RNA of Pieris macdunnoughi, 573 nucleotides long. Lineage: Eukaryota; Metazoa; Arthropoda; Insecta; Lepidoptera; Pieridae. The record is from the annotation of a GenBank genome assembly.
AUGUACGAGUGCCCUUUCUGUAGUGUUGCAGUCGCAAACGAUCAAUUAAUUGCUCACUUAAGAACAAAACAUCAUAAGUUAUUAUGUAAGCAAGAUUCAGGUGAUUACUACAUUAUAUAUUCAGCGUUCCAGUGUAGAAUUGUGUCCUAUAGAAUCAAUGGAUCAUCAACACUAUUGGAUCCUAAGCUAUACAUGGCUGGAAUCGGGAAAGGUGCAACAGUUACUCACCCUCGAGUUGAAAACAUACAAACACAUCAAAACUUGGAACUUUUCUGUACAUAUGUAAUGAUUGUCAUGGAUGCGGACAAGAGGAAAGAAGAGGUAGUUAGAGAUCUAAAGUCAUUCAACACGAAGAAUGUGACUUUAGACCUUUCAUCGAAUUUAUGCUCAUUCUAUGAAGAGAUUUGUUCCCAAAUGUUACGGAAAUGUGAAGAAUUUCAAGAAAAGGAUAGUGGAUGGGCUUUGAAAAAAAUAGAGUUUUUAGAAGUGAACGUUAAUAAACACACUCUUAUAACAGGAAGCUCUUAUCACUUCCUGUUUGGAUACAACGUAAGUUUGCUUGUGUCAACGUGA